Molecule: messenger RNA, 4792 nt
Organism: Setaria italica (foxtail millet)
Lineage: Eukaryota; Viridiplantae; Streptophyta; Magnoliopsida; Poales; Poaceae
Product: increased DNA methylation 1
Exons: 9
Coding region: 446-4711 (1421 amino acids)
Molecular function (GO): acyltransferase activity, transferring groups other than amino-acyl groups
Source: RefSeq, a predicted model, not a curated record
GCCGCGCACGCCCGGCGGCGGGGGGCCCAGCGGCAAGAGAGACCCGUCCGAGGCUGCAUGGGACGGCGCGGCCACGUAACGGGCGACGGUCACGCACGCAGCAGGCGGCACGGCGGCAAGCAUCCGUUUGCGCGCCUGCACUGAACUGCCCCCGGUUCUGCCGCCUCUGCCCGCGGGGCGAGGGGGCGGUAAAAGGUGGGGGUGGGAGAGAGAUAGAUAGAGAGAUUGCUGCCCGCGCCCCGGAGCAGAGCGAGUGCCUCCUGCCAUUACUGUUCUGUGCGGUGAGGUAGAGGGAUAAGGAGGGAGGGAGGGGGGAAGCUGUAGGCGGCGUCUCCGAUGGGGAAGGGAUAAGGGAACCUGUACGUUGGCAAUGCCGCCGUUUCUCCCUCUUCGCUGAGUAGCUAGUGCGUGUUCAAAGCAAGCGAACUGGCUGUUGAUCAACAAGAUGGAUGGGAAAGACCUUUUUGUGGAGAUAGGGAUGAAGGAGGAGGACAUUGCCACAAUGCUGUUCGGGAAGAAAGUUGCCGAGCUGGCAGAAGACGCAUUUGAUGGUUCCAAGGAAGAAAGGCAGAUCUUCGAGGGUGUCUUCUGCCUAACAAGCACUGAUGGGUUAACUGAUCAUCAUCACGAAGGCACUGGACAUACUGCAGAUGCCUCAAGCUCUGCCUCCAAUUACAAGACGGCAUGGUGUCGCAUAGUUGAGUCCUUCACUGCUGGUAACUUAUCAAGCUACCGUGUCUUCUGUCUUGCUGCGGAUCAGCAGGCGUGCCAGGCAGUGCCUUCUCCUCAUGCUGGCCCUUCUGAGCUUGUGGUGCAGUGGACGCCUCCUCCUGAUCGCGUGUACACGCGUAGGGCGGUGACUCGCAGGAGCGAGAGAGCAAGAAUUUGCAGUGCUAUGGAUUUGGAGAGCAUUGACAUUCGCAAUUUUGGUCGCCAGAGGGAUGGCCGUGGCUAUGGAGAGCUUUGGAAUCAUCUCCGUCUGCAUGCGCAUCUUCUGAUGGUGGAUGCUGGGUGGAAGAUAGAGGGCAAGGAAAGGGGUAACAAGAGUAAGGUGGACAAAAUGUAUGUGGCGCCGGACAAAGUGACGCGCCUGUUUUCUCUUCCCAGGGCAUGGAAAUGCUUUGGUCAAUGGUUGCUUAUGGCUACACCAUGCAUUGAUGGAAAUGGGUCAAAUGACUAUGGAAAGGAGUGGUUGAACAUGCAUGAUUUUUUGUAUGAUUUGAAGAACACACUGCUGUGCUUACAAUACGAGGUCCAGCGUCCGAAGCAAUCGUUAUCUUUCCUCCACCAGUGGCGGCUCCUUGAUCCUUUCAUGGCUGUAGUUUGCAUUGAUAAGAAGGUUGCAGCUCUGAAAAAUGGAGCAGCACUGAAAGCUAUGAACAGCACUGUAAGUUUCCUUAGUUGCAGCGAGCGUAAACUUUUGAAUGCCAAGAAUGAAAGUAGGCCACUCGGGUCAUGCAAAAAGAGUCUUCUGCCACUUUUUCUCUCUGAAACUGAUGGUCAGCCUGAUAAGGAAGGAAUUUCUUUUCUCAAUGAACAAUCUUCUAUAUUUUUAUCAAACAAUCCAAGCGAACAUGAAGCUGAUCAACAAUCACUGUGCAUCUCAGAAAUAAAUGGACGAAGCAUAAGAAGCACAGCUCAUCGCAUAGUGAUGGGUCUCCAUGAUGCAACAGCUUUUCUUGGCCCGAGGCAAAAUUGUUUGAGCAAGAAAAAGAAAUUUCCGUGCAUCAAAUCUAGAGUGGAGCAGCAAGCUGAGGAUAAGUCUGACCCAUUAUACUUCCCACCCAGCUAUUCAUCAGCAUUGGAUCACCUGGUUGAAAAUGUUCAAAUGGAAGGUCUGAAUUCUUAUGGUAAUGAAACCACAGAAAUUCCCUAUGUGGUCAAUUCUGCAGGUACUCCAGAUGACAUGCUCCUUGGAGAGAACUUACUUUUUUCCCCUGAGGUUGACGAGAUGCUACUUGGAAUUACAGAUGAUAUCAACACUGAACAGCAUGAUGCUGCAGUUGUUUCUGAGCCCCAAUUGGCAGAUAAAGAUGCCAGUAACGGACCUUCUGGUGCAUCAUCACUACCACUAGAGAAAGAUGAGUACAUGAGACCUAAAGAAGAUUGUAUUGACAAUGGCUGUCAUGAUCCUGCGGCUGUCUCUCAGUUUCAAAUGGCAGAUAAAGAGGCAGGAGAUAAACCUUCAGGUGCAUUAUCGCUACAAUCAGAAAAGGAUACAGAUUUGGGAGCUAACAAGCUGAGCUUGGAAGAUCCAACAAAAAAUGAACAGUUAUCAUCUGAAGCUAGGGGCAAUGCUUCGAUGAUCUCAGAGCCACAAGUGUUGUUUGUGUCGCCUCAAGAUGGGACUCUUUCUUUUAUGAACAAUAGUAUGAACAACCAAGAGAUGUUGAGCUUCCUGAAUGCUUCCCAUGACACCAUGGGUACUCAUUCACCAGUUUAUGAGGCAAGCUUGAUUCAGGGUUUCUUAUACCUUGACAGUCAAGGUUCUCCGAUUUGUUGGACGGUAACUAACACAGAACCUCCUCGGCAGUUGAUCUGUGCCGCUGAUGUGGAACCAAGCUCGAAGUUGUCGAAAGAUUAUGGUGAAACGAAUUUGGAGAAAGGCGCAUCAGCAUAUGAAGACAAAGAAAUAUUGGAACCUGGGUCAAGUAAGAAGGGGAAAAAAAGGCCCGACAAGCUUGCAGAUAUCCAAGACAAUGUCAGUAGAAAGAAACAUAGAGUGAAUGAUGCCCCUUUAAGCAAUUGUGCGAGUCAGUAUGUGGAUGAUGUAAGUGACAACCCUGCUGGCCCUGUAGUUCUCAGUGAGGAAGAACAGAUAGUUACAGCAAUCGUUAAGCAAGUUCCUUCGAAUACAGAGCCCAAGAAUAAGGACGAUAAGGAUCAAGAUAAACAAAGCAUUGAACAUUCAAAACAGCUCAUGUCCGAAGAACCAUUAAAAAAGGAUAACAAAAGGCAAAAGAAAACACGGUCUCGCAAAUGCAAGUUUGAUGAUGACGAUCUUCUGAUGACAGCUGUAAUACAUAAGCUGACUGCACGUUAUAGGAACUGUUUUCAUCGAAGGCUCACAGAUAAAGUUGGUUUCAGGCGUCUUCCAAGAUACCGCUGGGAGAGGGAAGAGGAAAGUAGCACAAAGAAGUUUAAUGGAGGAGCAAGAACAGUGUUGAACAAGUUACUUGAAAUGGGCAUUGUUGCUAGAGUGAACAUUCUUCAAUAUCGAGGGCCAGGAGGCAAAAAUGUGUUAAAGGAUGGGAACAUAACUAGGAACGGGAUUCGAUGCCGGUGCUGUGGCACCACAUUCACAAUGUCCAGGUUUAAGUGCCAUGCAGGUCUCAGGCAAGAAAUCUCGUCUCUGAAUCUUUUCUUGGGUACAGGUAAAUCAUACAGUCUUUGUCAGCUUCAAGCAUGGUCUAUAGAGCAAAAGGUCAGGAAAGAGCAUGCAAAAGAUACCAUGUCACUUCAAGGAGAUCAAAAUGAUGAUAUCUGUGGAUCAUGUGGCGACGGUGGUGAACUGAUAUGUUGUGACAACUGUCCUGCUAGUUACCAUCAAGCUUGCUUGCCUUAUCAGGAUAUCCCAGAUGGCAACUGGUACUGCUCUAGCUGCCUUUGCGACAUUUGUGGGGAAGUGAUCAAUUCGAAGGAGCUAAGAACUUCAGUCCCUGCUUUAGAAUGUUUACAGUGUGAACGUCAAUAUCAUGCAAAAUGCUUAUCUGGCAAGGUUUUACGCAAUGAGAAAGGUGGACCUGAUAGCUUUCUUUGUGGAAGAAGAUGCCAGAAGUACUGUCAGAUUUAUACGAGCUUUCAUUGUCGUGUUGGAGUGCCUGACCAUAUGGAUGAUGGUUUCUGUUGCACCAUUCUUCAUAAUAAUGGUGAUCAAAAGGUUCGUACAGCCGCGGAGAUUGCUCUCAUGGCUGAAUGCAACAUGAAACUAAUGAUUGCCCUGAGCAUUAUGGAAGAAUGCUUCCUGCCUAUCUUAGAUCCAAGGACUGGGAUAGACAUUAUUCCUUCUAUAUUAUAUAACUGGAGGUCUGAUUUUGUACAUUUGGAUCACAAGGGGUUCUAUACUGUAGUCUUGGAAAAUGAUGACAGCAUCAUAUCUGUGGCAUCCAUCAGGUUACAUGGUGCUAUUGUAGCAGAGAUGCCCCUAGUAGCUACUUGUACAGAGAAUCGUCAACAGGGAAUGUGCAGGCGCCUCAUGGAUUACAUUGAGGAGAUGCUGAAAUCCCUGAAGGUGGAGAUGCUACUUCUGUCAGCAAUACCGCACCUAGUGGACACAUGGACAUCGGCAUUCGGUUUCAGCGAGAUAGACGACUCAGACAAGAAGCAUCUGAGUAAGGUCAGGCUGGCCUCUGUCCCGGGAACUGUCCUGCUGAAGAAGAAGCUGUGCGAACGUGCAGGCACCACCGACGCCGAUGACGCAGUGGACGGCAUGGGGUGCCUCUCGCCGCCGCCGCCGCCAGCAGACCGUCACGAGGUGCCCGGCGAGCAGGAUCAGUCUUCUUCUGAAGUUUCCGCGCCAGCUUGCGCAGUGCAUGGUCUCGUUGACAGGCUAAACGGCCUGGAGAUCGCUUCGUCCUCCGCGACGGCAGGUCCUCCUCCAUCAGCUGGCAGUGGUGAAUGUAAUAACGAGCGUUCUGUAAAUAUUGUCAAUGCCGGCGACAAGCCGAAGGAUGCUGUUGUUAGUGGCGGCCUUUGCCGGACCGAGUCCUGAACCUUGUAUGAGAAAACUAGACUCUGUUUAGCUCCAGUUAGUUAUGCCCAGGAGGGUUCGUCUCCCCCCUCCCUUUGAACA